This is a messenger RNA of Saccoglossus kowalevskii, 2968 nucleotides long. RefSeq lists its product as uncharacterized. NCBI's taxonomy places the organism in Eukaryota, Metazoa, Hemichordata, Enteropneusta, Harrimaniidae. The record is from RefSeq and is a predicted model, not a curated record.
GCAGGCUUCGUGGCAAUAUUGACACGUUUUGAGUAGUUUUGUCGAGAGCUUUCAUCGUCAUCAUGUCGGCUAGCUUAAAACUCGGCGAAAUGGUGGACCUGGCCCUUGGGUCGCCAGAAGUCGGGGCUGUCAAUUUUAAUGUACUACACACGUUACUGCAUGCAAUGGUACAGCAUUUGGACCUUGGUAAUAUCAAAGCUGAAAUCGAUGAAGCCGAUAAAGAAUUGCUGUUAAAAGCGAGAUCUAACCAAAAUCUUGCGAACGCAUCAACAACCGACGAAGAAAAGAUAAAAGACGAAGAGGGUAAAGGGAGUACUCCACUCAUUCCGAAAAGGUCUGUUUAUCAUGUUCUUGAAGAUAAAGUUUCACGACUUGAAAACCAAAUCGAUGCCCUUAACUCCCUGCCCAGCAAUGAAGAAUUGAUGGAAAGAUCACGGUCAUUGGAGAAAACAACGCCGGUUUCUGACAUGUGGCAACAAAUGCAACUUCAAAAGAGAGUAGACGCAAACGAAGAAGGAAUCGCAAAGUUGAUGUCCAUGGUGGAUGAUAUGCUGGCAGAAGUUAAUAGUUUAAAAAAUGAAGCUGUUGACUGGAAACAAAAUAUCAAAGACCUGAAUGAGAAGAUGGAACAAUUGUCUUCUCAAAACAUUGACAAAAGAUUAUCUAAAUUAGAAUCAUCAACACCAAACAAAGACAAAUUAGAUGAACUACAGAGGCUAAUUAAUGAGUUGAAUGAAAAAGUAGAGAAUGUGGCAUCAGCUGAUAUGUUGGAUGGUUUUGUUACUUGGCCUGGCUUAGAAGAUGCAUUGAAAGGAAUUAGACAGGAUCCUAUUAUGGUUUCUAACCAAGUGACACAGACGACUCAGUUUACUGGUAGUAAACAUCACAUUGAUUCUACUGAUACACCUCAGUUUACUGGUAGUAAACAUCACAUUGAUUCUACUGAUACACCUCAGUUUACUGGUAGUAAACAUCACAUUGAUUCUACUGAUAUACCCUUGUCUACUGACACACAACUCAGUGAUUCUGGUUUUAGUUCUGUACCUAAUGUGUCUGCUGCCACUAGUCCAAUUCCAUCCCGUCCAUCAUCAUCUCGUCCAGGAUCACGUAUGGGUCCAUCAGAAGAAAUACAAAAGAUUUUAUCAGAGUUGGGUGAACUUUGUGGAAAAUAUGAUAAUGUAGAUGGAAGAGUAACAGUCCUUGAGGAAAAUAUGCCAAACAAAGUGGAUAGAAGUGAAAUGGAUGAACUACUGGCAAACCAGCAAAUACCAGAUGAUUUAGCUGCUCAAUUAAAACGAUUAAAAGAAGGUCUGGAUACAUUGAAUAAGAACAAAGAUAAGGACUCUGAAUCUAUCAAUAACUUCCGUAGUGCUUUGAUGCAAUUACAAGAUGACUUAGAAAAACUCAGCAAUACUUGUACACAACUUGUUGAUGAAGCUAAUGCUAAACAAAAACAUAUAGAUGCUUUGUACACUUUCAUUGAUCGACUACAGGAGAUUAAAGCAGAUAAAGAACAUGUCACUAUGGAGAUUGAUGUGAAAGCAGACAAGCGUGCAUUGGAGAAUAAAAUUAGUCAACAUCAGUUUGAUGGUGCUGUUGGCAAACUGAAUCAAAAUGUUAGCGAUCUACUACUUAGGUUAGGUGGACAUCAAGAGGCUUUCGAUAAAGCUAUGCAUCAAAUAGAAUUAGAUAUAGAUACAAAAUUAGAUCGUAUGGAAUUAGAUCCAUUGAAGGAAUAUUUGGAGCGACGUAUUAAAGCCGCUAGUGCCAAAAUGAUUAAAAUACAGGCUGUCAAUGAUGAUGAAGAGGUGGCUGGAUUUAGAAAACCACUACAGCAUAAAGUUCAUUGUAUAUCUUGUGAUAGACCAGUAGAACUUGUUACUCAUGGACCUGUACCAUCAUUACCUGAGUCUAAGCCAUUACCUGGCACACGCUCUGGUCGUCCUUACACAACAUUUGAAUUAGAACAAAUACGAGCCAGCCAAAAGAGUCAAAAUAUGACGGACACUGAGUACUAUGUGACUUCACGUGCCUGUGGUGGAAGUCAUACUAUGACCUACCCUCAUCGAAGAAUUACAAGAAUGACACAUCUAAAUCAGUUAUUCCAGGAUGAGGAACCACCAACUCCCAUUGUAUCAGGACGCAUGUUGGAAACUGAGUUACAAGGUGCUGAUGGGCAUAUUUAUAAAGGCCGCGGUGAAACUGAUGAUGAUAGUAAACUACCAGCAUUACCAGGGCAAUCUGUUAAGAGUGUAUCUAGGACUACUAAAUCAACACAUCCUAUGAGUGGAAGGUCACGUCGGUUAAUUACACCAGCACCAAGUUCAAACAUGCCAGAACAUCAAGAUAUACAUCGACCAAGCUCAGCAGGCAGGCCUAUGUCAGCUCGUCCAGCAUCACGUCCAACGUCAGGCAGACCUAGUUCAGCUCGUCCAGCAUCUCAAGGGUCGCCACGGACAUCUCCUCAAGAUGUUAUUGGACCUCGCCCAGCUACUCCCUCAGGUGUGGCUGUUGAAGUACCACAAGCUGUUCCUGAAUCUACACAGUUACAAGCAGAGGAAAUCAGGCAAUCUUCACCAAAGCCAGAUGAAAACUAACAAUUGUAUUAUAGCCUUAGAGGACUUGCAUAAAACAAUUUACACAUUAGAAAUUUUACUGUAAUAAAAAUAUUUUAACAGUAUCCAAUACUUUUAUCUGACGUUUACAGCACACAUUAAUCUAAAUAUUUACUUUAAUGAUGUAAUUAGACUGAUGACUUUUUUAUAAAAUUUAAAUAAAUAUAUUGGUAAAGGCGUUUGGUGACAAUACACUUUUUACUAAUACAUAGCGCCCCCUAGUGGUCAGAAUCUCUGGUUCUGAAAGUUUUUAACCCAGGGUAAAAAGAUUGUAAAUAUUUGAAUUACUUUGCUAUGCAGGACAUAGGUAUUGAUGCUAUUUUCAUAUUUUCUGUAUGAUGCAAUUUGGUUUU